AUGCAGAUCAAUUUGUGUAUCCUCCCGAUCCUCUCCACCAUCGCCGCGGUGGUUUCGGCUGCUCCCUCCGGCAUCCUUGCACGCUCCGGUAGCGUCGCGGCCACGUCCAACAACAAGGCCAACGAGUCCACCGCCGAAUACCACAUGAUCGAGAUCCCGGGAAUCGAUGACGCCAUUGCGAACCCGGAGCACAGACACGAGAACGGGUUACCACACUACACGGUGGUUUGCAAGACCUCCUGGGCGUCUCCCACCUUCGACGAGAUCGACAACGUCGUCUUGAAGGUCUCCAAGAAGGCGAGGGAUGAUUGUGGCCAGUACAAUCAUGGGGGGAGCAAGUGCACACGCUUGCAAUGGUACAAGGGCGGUGCUCUCUCGCUGUGUGGCAAGGCGGGAUGGACAAUCCCUUGCCCCUCGGUUGCGUGGGCAGGCCAGGAGAUUAAGAAUAGGUGCGGAAACGACGAUAUGCAGAGGGCUGGUGGCCAUUUGGCCUUUGCGGCUUCUGGUUACAUGAGGACUGUGAUUCAUUAG
Molecule: messenger RNA, 531 nt
Organism: Tricharina praecox
Lineage: Eukaryota; Fungi; Ascomycota; Pezizomycetes; Pezizales; Pyronemataceae
Exons: 1
Coding region: 1-531 (176 amino acids)
Source: RefSeq, a predicted model, not a curated record